AUGCGUAUCAGACCUCAGGCUGGACUUGAAGAAGAACUGUUAAAGGCAUCUGAGAUCAAUCAAGAACAUUUGAGGGCAGAACUGGAAGAGGCCAAAGUUUCAUUGCAAAAAAUGGAGGUUGCUCAAAGGAGCUUAGAAACCGAACUGCAGGCUACAGUGAAAUCAUUAACUCAAGUCACUGAAGAGAAAGAAGCACAGGUGGAAGAAUGUGAAAAAAAUAAGGUUUUGCAUACAUCCGCGAGAGAGAAGUUAGAGGCUUCUAUCUCCAGUUUGGAAAGCUUACUGCAAAAAGAGCAAAAUAGAUUGGAGAAAUAUGAAGAGGAGUCAAAGCUACUCACAUUGGAGCUCAGAAACAAGUCUGCUGAACUGGAAGAGAUGACUAAACUAAAAUCUGACAAAGAGAUGCAACUUGAGGAGCUGUCAGAAACACUGAGAAAAGCUGAAGCACUGCUAGUGAAGAAGAAAGAUCUUGAGGCUACUGUAGAGGAUUUGCAGAAGAGAGAAAAAGAAAUGAACGAUGCUCUCCAAAUUAGAGAGGUCUGAUUAAAGGGUGAUAGUAGCAUGUUUUUAGAAAUAGUUAAAUUACACAUUAUCGCGUGUCUGUAAGUGCAUAAGAAAUACUGCAUAGUCAGACCAGUGCUCCACUCGGUGCUCAGCUCUGCACGUGACAGUUACAGCAGAAUGUAAGAUGUAGUAGAGGAGCCCGACUAUUAUCUGUGGGCUGUUCUCCUACAUUUGUACAGUAGCUGCAUUAAGGAUGUUUUUGAGGACACAUCCCUGUCGGUUGCCUCUGUUGUCAGUUUAUGCACUUGGUCACAUUCACUUGUCUCAGUUGUUUUUGAACCUCCUCAUACUAUUUGCCUCCAUAGCCUUCUGCGAUAAGAAAUUGCAGAAGUUCGUUAUGUGCUGUGCUUAAAAACUCACCUCUCUCCCUCCCUUUCCCUGCCACCAUCAAUUGCCAGUGUGCAUGGUACCAGUAUAGCAUCAAUUAUUUGGUGGAAGCAGUAGUCAAAGCAUUUGUAUAUUAUAAACCACAUUACGUUACAAGGCUUACCUUAUCUUGUAGUGGCAAACAUUUCUGAAGGAAGAGUUUCACUUUGUGGGUUGGGAUUUAUCCAAGCUGUGGUUAUUAUAUCUUAUAGUACUGGAAUGCUGUGGGUUUUUUUAAUUAUUUGAUUUGUUUAGGUGAUAACAAAAACUUAUGGUGUCUGAAGCAAAUGUCUGUAUUUGAAAUGAUGUCCAAGGAAAGCUAAGUUUGUUAGUAAUUUUGCAGAUUUGUUAGGCUUAGAACAGGGGAGACAUUUCACAUUCGUAUGAGCUCAAUAUCUCGCACUACUCCCACCUCACACCAGAGGGGAGUAGAGAUGCAGUCUGGCUAAGUUAUCGUAUGUAUGUAGUUUUGUUUCAUCUUAAGAUUUUGUCUUGUCAGUUCAUUUCUGAUAGCUUUCAUGACUUGUAGUUUACAUAUGUGUACUCAAAACACUUUCUUUUUCUUCUGCAGAAAGAAAUCCAUGAUUUGAAAGCACAGCUGACUAGUACAGCUGAAAAGGAACAAAAUUAUUUAAAACAGCUUACGACACUGAAUACAGACCUUGAACAAGAGUUGUAUGAUCAUUUUUGAAAAUAUAGU
This is a messenger RNA of Cuculus canorus (common cuckoo), 1630 nucleotides long. RefSeq names its product synaptonemal complex protein 1-like. Gene Ontology annotation, biological process: lateral element assembly; meiotic DNA repair synthesis; synaptonemal complex assembly. The transcript has 6 exons. NCBI's taxonomy places the organism in Eukaryota, Metazoa, Chordata, Aves, Cuculiformes, Cuculidae. The record is from RefSeq and is a predicted model, not a curated record. Bases 1 to 543 code for a protein of 180 amino acids. Gene Ontology annotation, cellular component: male germ cell nucleus; transverse filament; central element. Gene Ontology annotation, molecular function: double-stranded DNA binding.